AUGGCAGGCCCAUUACUAUUACAACCUGUAAACUGGAGUGCCUUAGGGUAUCCAAUACUAGACACUGCGGCAUCGUACCCGUACGUCAUAGAGGUAAAGAAUGGUACCAAAAUUACUUUAUAUGAUGAGGGACCAGCAGCAAUCAGUGAGGGUGACAUUUAUAAGUUGCAACUAAAUACAGCACAGAUGCAAGUGAACGGGAAAUGGUAUCAAAUUGGGGCCGUGCAUAGUGAUGGGAAGUAUUUACGUAUAUCCAAUGAGUUUGUUAGACAUGCUAGGUUGGACACAUUAAAUAGUACUAAUUUUGCGUCAUUUGAAGCAGCUGAAGAUUACAUCAGAGAACUUGAGGAUGAGAUGGGUGACCAAAGUGCUACUGAUGAGAUGACCAUUGGGUACUUUAAGGGAAUGUUAUCCGCUAAAGGGAAGUCAUUAAAUGACGGCAAUACAGAAGUGAUCAUAAAAUUUGAAGAUAGAUAA
This is a messenger RNA of [Candida] anglica, 477 nucleotides long. The record is from the annotation of a GenBank genome assembly. Lineage: Eukaryota; Fungi; Ascomycota; Pichiomycetes; Serinales; Debaryomycetaceae.